Daktulosphaira vitifoliae (grape phylloxera) is the source of this 2115-nucleotide messenger RNA. It is a transcript of the gene Rim2, whose product is annotated as mitochondrial carrier protein Rim2. Gene Ontology annotation, cellular component: mitochondrion; mitochondrial membrane. NCBI's taxonomy places the organism in Eukaryota, Metazoa, Arthropoda, Insecta, Hemiptera, Phylloxeridae. Gene Ontology annotation, biological process: mitochondrial transport; pyrimidine nucleotide import into mitochondrion. The transcript is spliced from 7 exons. The coding region runs from base 262 to 1377 and encodes 371 amino acids. The record is from RefSeq and is a predicted model, not a curated record. Gene Ontology annotation, molecular function: pyrimidine nucleotide transmembrane transporter activity.
UGCAACCCGCUGCAGUUGUUUUUCUUAUAUUCCGUCAUACUUUAGUAUGCUUAUAGCUUCGAUGGGCGUAGGCACGUAGUUGAUUAAUAUAAUUUUUGUUUUUAAUAACUUGAUGCGUUUUUAUUUCAAAUUUAUAUUAUAAUUAUUUUGUGUCGACAAGUCACUUUUUUUAUAAAUUAGUGUGAAUGUAAUAUUUUGAACAUUGUCUGGUAGACAUUUGUGAGCAUUUGAUUAUUAUGUGGGUUUGAUAAAAGUCACAAUAUGUCACAAAAUUCACGUGAUACUGUUAUCCAUCUUGUGGCUGGAGGGCUCGCUGGCACUACCGGUGCAGUCAUAACUUGUCCACUAGAAGUUGUCAAAACCCGGUUACAAUCUUCAUCCAGUUUUGGUUCGUCAACUUGUGUGUAUGUACCAAAAAUUGCAACUGAUGAUGGGGGUCGUGGUCGAAUGACAUGUAAGACAAUAUCAUCGUUGCAUAGACGAAGAUAUAAUACGUUGAGUGGUGCUGGAGGGCGACACUCCAGUACACAAAUAUUAACUUUUUCUCAAUGUGGUGUAGGCAGCCAAACAACAAAAUCAAUGGGUCUUGUUGAAUGUCUAAGGCACAUUGUAAAAACCGAAGGACCAAAGGCUCUGUUCAAAGGACUGGUGCCCAACAUCGUGGGUGUCGCUCCGUCCAGAGCCAUUUACUUCGGGGCUUACUCACAGUCCAAAAAGUUUUUCAACAACGUACUUAACCCGGACACACCGAUUGUACAUGUACUAUCGGCGUCUUCUGCAGGAUUCGCAUCAUGUUCUGCAACAAAUCCUAUAUGGCUAGUCAAAACGAGACUGCAGCUCGACUUAAACAAAAACGGCCAAAGACUCACAGCCGGCCAAUGUAUUAGGAGGAUAUACAGAACCACUGGUAUUAAGGGUUUUUACAAAGGCAUCACAGCAUCAUACUUUGGAAUAUCCGAAACUGUCGUACACUUUGUAAUAUACGAAGCAAUUAAAGCGAGACUGAUAGCCGCCCGGACAGGAAUCAAACAUCCGGACGACAAAAGCAAAACGUCCAAAGAUUUCCUUGAGUUUAUGAUGGCCGGCGCUACAUCUAAGACUAUUGCAUCCUGCAUCGCCUAUCCUCAUGAAGUUGCCAGAACGCGGCUUCGCGAAGAAGGCACCAAAUAUCGAAGCUUUUUUCAAACUCUUUUUACUGUAUACCACGAAGAAGGGCCAAGAGGACUUUACCGAGGCCUUUCCACACAGCUGGUCAGGCAAAUACCUAACACGGCCAUUAUGAUGGCCACGUAUGAGGCGGCCGUCUAUUUAAUGACAAACUAUUUUCCCGAAAAACCUGAUAUUUUCUAUGAGGAUAGUGACGACCGAUAUGAAUGAUAUUUUAAACAUCUAGUAUUGAUUAUGAUACAAAUGAUCUCAAAGUGUCGUUAGCAAAAACUUUUUAGUGAUUCGAUAUAGCGCAACUGAAUCUUAUAAUUGCUUCCAGUACGCGUUUUUAGUGUAUAAAAUUGAACGUUAAUCUGUGCGCUAAAUAGUCAUCCCAUCAUUUAAGCACGAGCCACCUUAUUUUAUACUUGUAUACAUCUAUACUAUAUUUAAUAUUACUUUUAAAGUUAACAAUUUAUGUCACGAUAAUUUAUUUUGUUUUUCAUACCAAGUUAAAUUUGUUUCCUUUCUAGUUUGUAUUUUUAUGAUAUUUAUAUAAUUAUUCAUUUGUUAACAUAAUUAAGUUAAUGCGUUAUACUACUCUUGUCACCAUUAAAUUUGUAAUAUAGAUAUCAAAUUUUGAUACUAAAAAUUAAAAUAUUUGUCUCAAAAUCAAAAUUAUUAUUAUUUUUUUAAAUGAAUAUUGUUUUUUAUUUGUAUAAUGAAGUAAGCCUGACUUUUAUUUUUAUACAAAAUGUAAAAUAAAUGGAAUUGUGUAGUUAGUGCUGAGUAAUAAUUAUGAAACACCAUGUAUUUUUAAUACAGCAAUUAAGAUAAAUGAGCUAUAAAUUAGUUUAUAGAAUACCAUCAUUCUAUGUAAUUUUUAUGUAAAACUGUGUUCUUAAUUUUGAGAAUUGUUUUUAUCUGGUGAUUUAGAAUACAAUCCUAAAUAAACUUGUUUAAAAUGUU